Messenger RNA from Aspergillus ochraceoroseus IBT 24754, 2437 nucleotides. RefSeq names its product putative cell wall glucanase (gene bgt3). Lineage: Eukaryota; Fungi; Ascomycota; Eurotiomycetes; Eurotiales; Aspergillaceae. Gene Ontology annotation, biological process: cell wall organization. Gene Ontology annotation, cellular component: extracellular region; cell surface; fungal-type cell wall. The transcript is spliced from 2 exons. Bases 366 to 2255 code for a protein of 629 amino acids. The record is from RefSeq and is a predicted model, not a curated record. Gene Ontology annotation, molecular function: glucan endo-1,3-beta-D-glucosidase activity; 1,3-beta-glucanosyltransferase activity.
CUCUUCUUCUUCUUCUUCUUCUUCCCCCUCACCCCCGCCCGCAAACCCUCUCCGGAGUAUACACUACAUCUUCUUUUUCUGGGAAAUAUUAUCCCUUCGCCUUCUGGUUCUGUUGCCUGUUCCUAUUUGUACCUGAUCGUGGUUCAGGUUUGUCUGGUCUACGUACGAUUUACGUUUCAGACGGACAAGGGUCCUGCUAAUAUCAUAUUAAAUAACACCUCUUCGUUUCUGUCGAAGUUCCGUCCUUUGAUUCUUUCAUCAGACGAGCACUACCCCCCUCCGCCAAAUUAUUAUUAUUAUUUUUCUAGACGACUUGGAAAAUUAGUUUGGGGGAGACAGUCCGCCGAUUUCCCACGGCACACCAGAUGGCCGGCUACGGACGGUCACCAAGCGAUCGAGACAACCUCACAUCGGCGGCUCCAGAGCAUGGUCAAGGCCAAGGCUACCUGGCACACACGCAGUCAAUGCGGACGAACUACACAGCAACGCCGGGGAUGGACAAUUUAGGGCCGACGGCCGUGGGAGGCGGUAUUAGUGGUAUCGCCCUGGGCGUUGCUAACACCCAUGACCGUCAGAGUGGCGUUGACGCUUUCAGGGAAACAGACGCACCGAUAAGCUAUCUCCCCGCGGAACGAGGCUAUCACACCACUGGCUCCGAUAAUCCAUAUGUCCCUGCGCCACCGAGUAUCGGGGGGCCGGAUGCGAGUACGGACGCCCUGCGGCAUCAUGAUCCGUACGGGUCGAAUGCGGCGUUGGGCGCCACAGCGGCGCCUCUAGGCCACUGGACUCCGGAGAACUCGUCUCAGCGCAGUUUCUUCGAGAAUCCCUAUGCGGGUGCUGGGGCACAUAAUGCGGGCCCCUACCAGCGGAAUUCGGCUUACAGUGCUCAUGACUAUCCAAUGGACAUCAACCCCGACGAGAUCGUUGACGACGGGGACGACGGCUUUGCCACCCCAGCAGCUAAGAAGUCUGGAGCAGCAGCCGCUGGGGCUACUUCUGGGGGGAUUCUUGGAGGCUUCUUCAAGACCAAGACCGCUGCUGGUGUUUCUUACGGGCCGGUUCCGGGGGCAACACUCGAGGCGGCGGAGAAAGGCCAGCAUGCGAAGCCUUCUGGUGGGAGUCGAAAACGCGGAUGGAUCGCUGGGAUCAUUCUCGCCUUGAUUGUCGUGGGAGCCAUCGUGGGAGGGGCUGUUGGCGGAACCCUAGGCCACCAUGAUCGCGCCGACAGCACCAGUCCGAAUUCAUCGGCGACAAGUGACACGAGUACGAAUGGCGAUCUCGACAAGAAUUCCAAGGAAAUCCAGGCCUUGAUGAAUAUGGAGGGUCUGCAUAAAGUAUUCCCCGGAGUUGACUAUACCCCCUGGGGCGUUCAAUAUCCAUUGUGCUUAAAAUACCCACCCUCUCAGAACAACGUCACUCGCGACCUGGCUGUCCUUUCCAAACUCACCAACACAAUUCGUCUCUACGGUACCGACUGCAACCAGACAGAGAUGGUACUACACGCCAUUGACCGCCUGGGGCUGACGGACAUGAAGGUCUGGCUGGGCGUCUGGAUCGACACCAAUACCACCACAAACGAUCGGCAACUCAAUCAACUGUACACCAUUCUCGAUAAUGCUACAGACAGGUCUAUCUUCAAAGGCGCUAUUAUCGGCAAUGAGGCUCUUUACCGUGCGGGUGAUACCAUAGACACUGCCCGGCAAAACCUCAUCAGCUACAUAAAAGGGGUCAAGAGCCAUUUCCAGAAAAACAGCAUUGAUCUCCCAGUCGCCACCUCGGAUCUGGGCGACAACUGGGAUUCAGAGCUGACUAGGGUGUCCGAUCUCGUCAUGUCGAACAUCCACCCCUUCUUUGCAGGUGUCACUGCGAAGGCUGCUGCCAGCUGGACCUGGUCUUUCUGGCAGAACCACGACGUGGUUCUAACCGAGGGUACAAGCAAAGCAAACGUCAUCUCUGAAGUAGGAUGGCCGAGCGGCGGGGGAAACGAUUGCGGCGACGGUGCGAACUGCGCUGAUACUACAUCUGGCUCUGUUGCUGGUGUUGACGAGAUGAACACGUUCAUGUCUAACUGGGUGUGUCAGGCUCUGGCGAAUGGAACUGAGUAUUUCUGGUUCGAGGCGUUCGACGAACCAUGGAAAGUCGAGUUUAACUCUGGCAAGGAGCAGUGGGAAGAUAAAUGGGGUCUCCUGGACUCAGCACGCAAGCUAAAAGACGGCAUCAAGAUCCCCGACUGCGAUGGGAAAACUGCAUCAUAGCCAAUAUGACGGCUACGUUAUCUGACCCCGUUUCCAUUUAUCUGGAUUUUGUAAUAGGUAACUGUUGGGGCGGGGGGUUUUUUUUUCUAGCUCUUUUUCUGUAUACACGAUUUUUUGACGUAUAGCAUGUUUGAUGAAAAUGCUUUCUUUUUUUUUUUUUUUUCUUAUCUAUCAUGGGUUGC